Molecule: messenger RNA, 303 nt
Organism: Drosophila busckii
Lineage: Eukaryota; Metazoa; Arthropoda; Insecta; Diptera; Drosophilidae
Exons: 1
Coding region: 1-270 (89 amino acids)
Source: RefSeq, a predicted model, not a curated record
AUGCAGAGCAGCAAAGCGCAUUGGCUGCUGCUGCUGUUUUGUGGCUGCGUGUGCAGCUUUAGCAAUUGGCAGCAGCAGAUGGAGCAGGAGCAAACGGAUAAGCUGGCCUAUUGCCGGGCAUUGCAACAGCUACAGCAGGAAUACGAGCUAGAGAAUUGCGAGCAAUUGCUGCAGCAGGAGGCGACGACUGGUGAGCUGCUGAUGGAUUCGCUGCAGCGCUGCUGGUGGGGCUGGGAGCUGCUUGGGCGACGUUGUCGCAAGCGAGCUUAGCGCUAACUUAAUAAUUUAUUUACUUAAAAAUUA